AAAGUACGUCUGGCCCCUCUGUCGGCGGCCAACUCACGACCCUUUAUCACGACUUGAUCUUGGCCGACGUCCAUAUCAGGCCUCACCAGAACUUCAACGACGACAGCUAAGAAGGCGACGACGACGAUAACUGCGCACUGUACCGCGAACAGACUUUAGUAAAGAGGCGCAUGUGAGACGACAACCGUGGCGCUGGCCGCUACGAGCAACAACAUCAUCACCACCAAGUCCAAGUCGCCACAGGCGCAGCCGAGCCACAUCAUGACUCUCAAGGAAACCUGGGCCAACAGGACAUAUCGCCCGUUCCUCCGCCAGUGGCCCAAACCCGCGCGCAAGGGGACGGCGUGGCUGAUGGUCGUCGAGCUGGUCGGCCUCGUUCCCAUCCUCGUCAUCUUCGGCAUCGCACAACCCAACCUCUACCGCACCGACCUGUGGAAGAUUGGCUACGAGAACAAGCUCAACUCGAACCCCAACAUGGUCCUCUACGCAUACGCCAACUACAAACCUCUGCCGCAGGUUCCGCUGGUGUGGUCGAAAACGCUGACCGACUUCAACGUGGCCAUCUCGGUCAUCUCCCUCUUCCUGCUGCUCGUCAAACUCAUCACCUUCAUCAUGAAGGGCUGGCUGCCCCUGAUCGCCCUGGUCGUCAACAUUGCCAUGACGACGCUCUACACCGUCAGCGUCUAUGGCCAGAUUGGCCCCGACUACGCAGACCCGCGGUACCCGGCGCCCGCGGCGUGGUACUUCCGCUACGGCUGUGACAUGGCCAAGGAGUGGGGUGUCUACAAGUCGUGCCAGAUUGCGCAGAGCUCCCUGGGCAUCACCUUUUACAUGCUCAUGGUCUACCUGCUCAACCUGGGCUUUGCCGCCUGGGCCAUGUGGCCCAACAAGGAGCUCAACGACGGUGACGACGACGACGAUAACGACUCCCUGUACGGGUACGACACCAAGCCCGUCGAGAUGCAGAACAUGAAGAAUGAACCUCUGGUGUCGGCAACCCCCUUCACGCCGAGGACGCAAGCUUUCCACACCCUGAACCGGCAGUUGCCCCUGCGAGCGCAACGAGCGCCGUGAUGUGAGAUAAGAGUCGCCUCUAAACACAUGACUAUGUGAGAGAGUGUGAGAGAGAGCUGGUGCGGCAUGGGAAUUUCGGCAAAGAUAUUGGCGUUCAGGAUGUAUUCAAACAAAGAGCCCACCAUUG
This is a messenger RNA of Emericellopsis atlantica, 1201 nucleotides long. RefSeq lists its product as uncharacterized. NCBI's taxonomy places the organism in Eukaryota, Fungi, Ascomycota, Sordariomycetes, Hypocreales, Bionectriaceae. The record is from RefSeq and is a predicted model, not a curated record. Bases 262 to 1074 code for a protein of 270 amino acids. The transcript is spliced from 3 exons.